CUGCAGGGGCCGGGCUGUGCCCCCGGCAGGCUCCGGGAGGCGGAGCGAGGGGCAGGGUGACCCCGGCGCAUCCCUGCCCACCCCGCUGCCUCCCGGCCCAGCCCUGCGCACCUCGAGCCUCUCCAGCCCGGCCCUGGGAGAAGGAGGCUGCGCGAUGGCCGAGGGGGAGAUCACCACGUUCAGCGCCCUGACCGAGAAGUUCGACCUGCCCGCGGGCAGCUACAAGAAGCCCAAGCUGCUGUACUGCAGCAACGGGGGGCACUUCCUGCGCAUCCUGCCCGACGGCACCGUGGAUGGCACCCGGGACCGCAGCGACGAGCACAUCCAGCUCCAGCUGAGUGCAGAGAGCGUGGGGGUGGUGCACAUCAGGAGCACCCAGUCGGGGCAGUACCUGGCCAUGGACACCAACGGGCUGCUCUACGGCUCGCAGUUACUGGGUGAGGAGUGUCUGUUCCUGGAAAGGCUCGAGGAGAACCAUUACAACACCUACGUCUCCAAAAUGCACGCGGACAAGAACUGGUUUGUGGGGCUGAAGAAGAACGGGAACAGCAAGCUGGGCCCGCGGACUCACUACGGCCAGAAGGCGAUCCUCUUCCUGCCCCUGCCCGUCUCUGCCGACUGACACCCGGCCCUGGAGCUCAGGGACGACCCCAAACCCCAAACCCAACUGCUGCUGCCUCCUGGAGCUCAGCAGAGCUCCGAGCUUUAGGUCAAGGCUUUGCCAAAUCUGCCAAAGCAGAGCCCCUGUGCUCUGCACCAAGCUUUGCAGAGAUGAGGGGACAAAUCAUGGCACCCUCCUGAGGUCCAUGGGGCCCCAUCUCCCCCUGCCCUCAGUUCAUGUGUGCCAUGACCCUCAGCCAUGUGUGCCAUGACCCUCAGCCCUGUGCCCAUGUGUGCCAUGACCCUUGUGUGCCAUGUGUGCCAUGACCCUCAGCUGUGUGUGCCAUGUGUGCCAUCACCACACUGAUGCUCCCAGGGCCUGCCCUGGGCAGGCACCCAGAGAUGUGCCCGAGGGUGAUGCUCGUUCCCAGAGAAGCGCACACUUUGUGUCCCCAGGCAUCCCAAGGCAAAGCCUCCCUGGCUGCUGUGCGUUAAUAUAUUUGUCCAUCCAGGUGUGUAGCUUCUGACAUGCCCUCGAGCAGUUCCAGAUUGCACCAUCAGUGCCAUUUUCCAGGGCCGGCCUGGUAAGUGCCAGCUGGGCAUGCUAAGCUGAGCUAGGCAAAGCUCCAGCCUCAGACCUUCUCUCCCUCACAACAUCAAU
Messenger RNA from Camarhynchus parvulus, 1261 nucleotides. RefSeq names its product fibroblast growth factor 1 (gene FGF1). Gene Ontology annotation, molecular function: fibroblast growth factor receptor binding; growth factor activity. Gene Ontology annotation, cellular component: cytoplasm. Bases 155 to 622 code for a protein of 155 amino acids. Gene Ontology annotation, biological process: positive regulation of gene expression; regulation of cell migration; positive regulation of protein phosphorylation. The record is from RefSeq and is a predicted model, not a curated record. NCBI's taxonomy places the organism in Eukaryota, Metazoa, Chordata, Aves, Passeriformes, Thraupidae. The transcript has 4 exons.